GGAUUGGCGCCUUCAGGACUCUUCCAUUUGAAAGGAGGGGGUGGUAGUUAAAUAUUGAUUGUGUUGCUGCACCAAGAGGCUCCUGUCCGGGGUUCAGUCUGGUUCUGAGUUUAAACACCAAGUAUCUUCUAGCCGGGCGUUUUUCCCCCUCUUCAUUCCGUUGCUGUUUGUGUCUUUAUUUCGGCCCACGGUCUGUGAGAUCUCCCCCAUUUCUGAGGGGACGUGGCUGAAUCCGUAAAGUAUCACGUGGUCCCCGGUUUCGCGCCAGUUUCAGAUUCCAGGAUCCGCCAUGGACUAUCACAGGGAGAGGGAGAAGUGCACCAAGUUCCUCUUGGAGUUCUACACUGACACGGGACUCGGCAAGAAACAUUUCAAAUAUGCAGACCAGUUGGUGCAGAUAGCUCACCGUGAGCAGGUAGCGCUGUACAUUGACCUCGACGAUGUCGCGGAGGAAGAUCCAGAGCUGGUGGACUCGAUCUGUGAGAACACUCGCCGUUAUGUCAGCCUCUUUGCCGACGCAGUCCAGGAGCUGCUGCCGCGGUACAGGCAGCGGGAGGUGGCCAACAAAGAUGCUCUGGACGUCUACAUCGAGCACCGACUGAUGAUGGAGCAGCGGACCCGUGAUCCCGGUGAGGUCCGAGAUGCUCAGAACCAGUACCCGCAGGAGCUGCUGCGCCGAUUCGAGGUUUACUUCAAACCUCCGAGCGUCGUGAAGCCGAAGGUGAUCCGAGAUGUCAAGGCGGACAGCAUCGGCAAGCUGGUGACCGUCCGAGGCAUCGUGACCCGUGUGACCGAGGUCAAGCCCAUGAUGGUGGUGGCUACAUACACGUGCGACCAGUGCGGAGCCGAAACCUACCAGCCGAUCCAGUCGCCGACCUUCAUGCCCCUGAUCAUGUGCCCCAGCCGUGAGUGUCAGACCAACAAGUCAGGAGGGCGCCUGUACCUGCAGGGGGGGGGCACGUAAGUGACCGGUUUGUUUUCUUCCCCUGCCCAGAGCGACCAGGUGCCGGUGGGAAAUAUUCCCCGCAGCAUGACCGUGUACAGCCGAGGGGAGAACACGAGACUGGCGCAGCCCGGUGACCAUGUCACCAUCACCGGCAUCUUCCUCCCCAUGAUGCGGACUGGAUUCAGGCAGGUGAUUCAGGGUCUGCUCUCGGAGACCUACCUGGAGGCUCACAGGAUCUCUCAGAUGAACAAGACUGAAGACGACGAGCUGGGGACACAGGAGUUGAGUGAUGAAGAGCUGAGACAGAUCACUGAAGAGGAUUUCUAUGAGAAGCUGGCAGCCUCGAUUGCGCCUGAAAUCUACGGGCACGAGGACGUGAAGAAGGCUCUGCUCCUGCUGUUGGUUGGAGGGGUCGAUCAGUCUCCCAAAGGAAUGAAGAUCAGAGGAAACAUUAACAUUUGCCUGAUGGGUGAUCCCGGUGUGGCCAAAUCACAGCUGCUCUGCUACAUCGACCGGCUUGCACCAAGGAGUCAGUACACCACAGGCCGCGGGUCUUCGGGCGUGGGUCUGACGGCUGCGGUGAUGAAGGACCCUGUUACCGGGGAGAUGAUCCUGGAGGGCGGAGCUCUGGUGCUGGCCGACCAAGGCAUUUGCUGCAUCGACGAGUUUGACAAGAUGAUGGACUCCGACCGCACCGCCAUUCACGAGGUGAUGGAGCAGCAGACCAUCUCCAUCGCUAAGGCUGGCAUCAUGACCACGCUGAACGCCCGCUGCUCCAUCCUGGCGGCAGCUAACCCCGCCUACGGCCGCUACAAUCCCAAGAAGACGGUGGAGCAGAACAUCCAGCUGCCAGCGGCGCUGCUGUCCAGAUUCGACCUGCUGUGGCUCAUUCAGGACAAGCCGGACCGAGACAACGAUCUGAGGCUGGCCCAGCACAUCACCUACGUCCACCAACACAGCAAGCAGCCUCCCUCGCAGUUCCAGCCCCUGGAUAUGAAGCUGAUGAGGCGCUACAUAACGCUGUGCAAGAAGAAGCAGCCGAUGAUCCCGGAGUCGCUGGCGGAUUACAUCACCGCUGCUUAUGUGGAGAUGAGAAAGGAGUCACGGGUCAACAAGGACAUGACGUUCACCUCUGCCCGGACCCUGCUGUCUGUCCUGCGUCUCUCCACUGCUCUGGCCCGCCUUCGUCUGGUCGACACGGUGGAGAAGGAAGACGUGAACGAAGCCAUGAGGCUGAUGGAGAUGUCGAAGGAUUCUCUGCUCGGAGACAAGGGCCAGGCCACCAGGGCGCAGCGGCCUGCGGAUGUGAUCUACGCCACCGUCCGGGAGAUGCUGGGUGACUCGACAGCGCGGGUGGUCAAAUACUCGGAGGCGGAGCAGCGGUGCGUUUCCAAGGGAUUCACCCCGGCCCAGGUGGAAGCUGCCCUGGAGGAGUACGAGGAGCUGAACGUCUGGCAGGUGAACCAGGCCCGGACCAGGAUCACCUUCGUGUGAGGAGGAGCCUCACCCCCCGGUCCCCAAACACCAUGCCUCUCUCCCUUUCCAGCCUGUCCAGUCAGCACUGUGUCCCCCCCCAAUCCAUCUGUUUCUGGACCAGGUCAGUGCCCAUUUUCACGCCCCUAUGCCCUCGCUGGAGAGGGCUCGGUUUGUGACCCUCCCGCUCCUGUUUUUAAUGUUGUGCGCCAAUCUUCUGUACUCGUGUUCUGUACAGGAGGGAACUGUUCAAUAAAGUCUGUUUGUACCCUU
Chiloscyllium plagiosum (whitespotted bambooshark) is the source of this 2692-nucleotide messenger RNA. Lineage: Eukaryota; Metazoa; Chordata; Chondrichthyes; Orectolobiformes; Hemiscylliidae. The record is from RefSeq and is a predicted model, not a curated record.